Cottoperca gobio is the source of this 832-nucleotide messenger RNA. RefSeq names its product transmembrane protein 216 (gene tmem216). Gene Ontology annotation, biological process: non-motile cilium assembly. NCBI's taxonomy places the organism in Eukaryota, Metazoa, Chordata, Actinopteri, Perciformes, Bovichtidae. The record is from RefSeq and is a predicted model, not a curated record. Gene Ontology annotation, cellular component: ciliary transition zone.
CCCGCUCCGGGUUGAACCACACACCAAAGAAGGGGCACUUCCUCCCAAGCUGUUUCCAUGGCAAUCAGACAUGGCGCCGGGGAGCCAACCAAUCCUUUCGUCCACUCCUCUGCAGGUCCUCUUCUACCUGAACAUCUGGUACUUUGCUGCCUUCUACCUGGCAGAGAUCCUGAUGUUCAUCUAUAAAGGGAUGUUACUGCCCUACCCGUCAGAUAAUCUGGUUCUGGAUGUGGUGCUGCUGCUGCUCUUCCUCGGUCUGGAGACUCUCCGGAUCUUUUACGGUUGGAAGGGGACCUGUCGCGAGCGCUCUCUGGCGUCGUGUGCGGCGCUCUUCAUCCUGUUCCCCUGCGCGGCGCUGGCUGUUUACUACCUGCUGCUGCAGACCUUCGUCCUGCGGCUGGAGUUCAUCCUCUGCGCUGUCCUGCUCGGCUUCUACGCCCUCGAGUUCCUGCUCGGACUCCUCUCCUUAUCCUCGUUCUCCAGGUCCAAAGUUUACUGAAGACAGAAGUUUCACUUCACCUGAAACAAGAGAGAUGUUAAAUAACUUCAGAUGCCACGCUGUAAAUAAAACAUUGUGUAUUUUCCUAUUAAAUGUAAAUCUGUUACAAUAUUUUCUUCUAUAAAUGUACCAACUCUGAGAUCAAGAGAUUUAUUUUUUACAAUGAAGUUAUGUAAAUAAAAUUCUUCUUCAAUGAUCGCAUCAGAAAUGUGAUGUAAACAUGCAGAGAGGAUUUAGAGAGUAGAAAAUAAAUGUAAUUAAACAAGUGUUGUUUGUAAUAAAUGUUACUUAAAAUGUUUUCUGUAUUAUUUACAAAUGAACCCUGGAUAUUUA